Molecule: messenger RNA, 2922 nt
Organism: Asparagus officinalis (garden asparagus)
Lineage: Eukaryota; Viridiplantae; Streptophyta; Magnoliopsida; Asparagales; Asparagaceae
Exons: 2
Coding region: 13-978 (321 amino acids)
Source: RefSeq, a predicted model, not a curated record
ACCGCUAAGAACAUGAGGUGGCAAAAAGAAGGCCGUAUAAAAGAUGGUAAGCUGAGACAUCUAGCUGAUGCAGAGGCUUGGAAGCAUAUUGAUAAGACUUUUCCCAAUUUCGCUCAUGAAUGCAGAAAUGUCAGACUUGGGCUUUCUAGCGACGGAUUCAAUCCGUUCGGGGUUAUGAGUUCAGGUUGGUCUACAUGGCUAGUUGUCUUAAUACCAUAUAAUUUACCCCCACUAUUUUGUAUGAAACAACCGUAUAUGAUACUCUCAUUACUGAUACCGGGUAAGCAUGUACCGGGUAAUGAUAUUGAUGUCUACUUAGAGCCCUUAAUUGAUGAGUUAAAACAGUUAUGGUCGGAGAGUAUGUUGAUAUAUGAUGCCCAUGCUAAAGAGUCGUUUAGACUUCGUGCUAUCCUAAUGUGGACAAUUAAUGAUUUUCCAGCUUAUGCUAAUCUUUCUGGUUGGUCUACAAAAGGCAAGUUUGCUUGUCCAGUAUGUGGCCCAGAAUUUGAAGGCCUUCACUUACCAUAUAGUCGAAAGUGUUGUUAUUGGUUCAACAGGAGAUGGUUGCCCUCGGGCCACAAAUACAGAAAAUUGAGCAAUAAGUUUGACGGCACUGUUGAGACUAGGAAGAAACCACGUCAAAUGACCGGUGCUGAUAUUGUAAAGUUGCUUGAGCAUCUUCCUAAAAUUAGAUUUGGUAAGAACCGAUAUUCUAAGUACGACUCACUCAAAGUUAGAGGCUCCGGCAAAAAGAAAAAGACACUGAAGAGGAAGAGAGCAUCCAACGGACACAUGUUGAUAAUGGAGUCGAUAAAUUACCAAAGGGAUGGAGUAAAUUCAAUAUCUUCUUCCAGCUGCCAUACCGGCAAAAGCUUAAAAUCAGGCAUAACUUGGAUGUUAUGCAUAUUAAGAAAAAUGUUUGUGAUAAUACAGUUUCAACCCUCCAUCAAGAUCCUAAAAAGUCAAAGGAUGACCUAAGGGCUCGUCAAGACUUAGCUGCAUUAAAUAUCCGGGAAGAUUUGCAAGCACAAGAUGUUGGACUUAAGAAAAAACAUAAGCCUUCCUCUCGUGUUACGAUGUCGACAGAGCAAAUGCAGAGAUUUUGGGAAGUCCUCAAAUCAGUAAAAUCACCAGAUGGGUAUUCAGCUAAUAUAUCAACUAAUGUCCAGGUACAGGAGAGGAAGCUCUUAGGCCUAAAGACCCAUGAUUAUCACGUUCUUCUACAUCAAUUGCUCCUGGUUGCAUUGCGUGAUAAUAUGGAGAAAGAAGCAUCAAAAAUUAUUAUGGAGUAUUGUGGGUUCUUCAGAAAAUUGUGCUCAAAAGCUAUAAAUGUGAAGGAAUUUAAAAAGCUUGAAACAGAAAUAUCAUUAAUUUUAUGCAACCUGGAGUUAAUAUUUCCUCAUCCUUUUUUUAAGGUCAUGGUCCAUGUUACUCAACAUCUAGCCAGCGAGGCAAUCAUUGCGGGUCCUGUAUCUUACCGUUGGAUGUACCCAAUUGAGAAAUAAGGGACUUAACCCAGUGCAUUAAUUUCAUAUGCAAUGUAUACAGCUAAUUUUUGUCCUUUCUGUGGUUUUCUUUAGAUUAGAUAUUUGUAGUUCAUAAAAUUUUAAUUAUUGUAGAUAUUUGGGGUUUAUGAAGCGCCUAGUUUGCAAUCGAGCUUAUCCAGAGGGUUCUAUGGCUGAAGGUUACGUGAUCAAUGAAUGUCAUAUGUUUGCAUCACGUUACAUGCACAAUCGCGUAAAAGCUGAUCAGCCUCCAACUAAGGAGAAGAAACUCGUAAAAUAUCCAAGAUCUGACUUGGAGCAGGUUCAUGCAUAUGUAUUGAAUAAACUUGACAUUUUCAGCGAUUAUCAAAGGCGACAUUUGGAGAAGCUUAACAAUGAAAUAUCAGGCAGGAAUGUAGCACAUGAUAUCCAAAAAAACACAUCAAAGAUUUUCCCGAUUGGUUCAGAACCGAUGUAAGUAGCAUAGAAGUAGUAUUGUAUUUUUUUAUUUUUAAAUUUUUAAGCAAACUCGGAGAUCAUUUUAUUCAAUUGAUGCUUGAAUUAGGUUGAUAAAGACGUUCUUGCUGGUGUCGUAAUCUUUGAACAUAUUUUAGUUCACGCACAAUGUCCUUACUAUGAAGUGAGACGAUAUAGUGAACACAUCAUUAAUGGGUAUAAGUUUAAACAGUGGCGACCGAUGAUAAGAGGGUAUCACAAAAUAGUGGGGUCAUGGUCUGUUUUGCUCAGGAAUAUUUUUCUAGCAUAAGAGAUCAAAACCCAGUUGAAGCUGACGUCUUAUAUUAUGGCCAGUUGGAAGAUAUUGUAGAGAUAAUUUACGGUUAUGGUAAAAAAAGUCAGCGUAAUUAUUGCAUGUUUAAGGCUCGAUGGAGUCCUGCCAAAUCGCGCAAGGAUCAUUAUGGGUUUACACUUGUAAACCUCGACAAAGAGAUAUAUCUAGAUGAGAAGUUCAUAUUCGCAGAACAGGCGGACCAGUGCUUCUAUGUGAAAGACCCAAAUGUUGCCCACCGAUUGGGUCGUGCUAUACAAGGAGCCAAGAUCUAUUGUCCUCCCUAAUAAUAAUAUCGAUAGUGAUGAGGACAAUGAACUAAUUGGUUCUUCUGAUAAAAUUUGGCAGAAUUUCUCUUACCCUCAGAAUGUCAUGCUUGAUAUGACAGAUGCGGAGAUUCAGGCUGAUAACCCAAUUUAGUCAGGGAUAGAGAACCAGAGGUAGAUGUGCAACUAGAAUCAACUACUAGUAGACGAAAGCAGACAACGUUAAAUAUAGCCCGAACAAUACAAACAAUACCUCGUUCAAUACGAAAAUAACAAGUUGUAGAAGGUAUAUUCUGUAUGUCAUUUUAGGCGCGGAUGUUAUUUAAAUGUUUAAUUGCAAUAGAUGUUAAUCUUGUGAAUUAGUAGGCAGAUAUUUCUUCUUUAA